Pangasianodon hypophthalmus (striped catfish) is the source of this 1539-nucleotide messenger RNA. Its product is annotated as interferon a3. Gene Ontology annotation, molecular function: cytokine receptor binding. The record is from RefSeq and is a predicted model, not a curated record. The coding region runs from base 561 to 1103 and encodes 180 amino acids. Lineage: Eukaryota; Metazoa; Chordata; Actinopteri; Siluriformes; Pangasiidae. Gene Ontology annotation, cellular component: extracellular region. The transcript is spliced from 5 exons. Gene Ontology annotation, biological process: response to exogenous dsRNA; defense response.
UUAAAUCCUGUGUGUCGUCUUCCGGUGUGUGUCAGUUGAUAUUUCACCAGUUUUUGCAACCUGUUUUACACAACAGGGACAAUGGGCUGAACAUAACCUGAAUGUGACGACCUUCUGUGCGCGAGCUUCACCUUACCGACUUGUUUCCGGUUUGAACGUUCACCUUCAUUAACAAACUGCAAACUAUUUUGUUGUAUAUCAUCAUUUCGGUGGUGUUUCACACUCGCUGCCUGAGGUCCUGCGCUUUCUGUUUCUCUUUCCUCAGAAUUCUUCGGUAGGAAUUUCCUCCAGUCUCCGGUGUGAAUCUCACACACAGGUGAACGCACCCUAGCGGUGUAUGGUUUUGCGUCAUAGUUGUAUCUGGUUCUGUGUUGUAUGUCCAGAAAGUGAAAUUUCGACUCGUAUAACUUUCCUUACAUUGCACAUCUCACUUUUUGCCUAUAAAUACUAAGUAUUAACAGUGCACAAGAUGGUAAUAGUAAAGUGGAGAGCACUUCACACUCUGAUUAGGAGUAACAGUCUGCUGUACAGGAAAGUAGAGUGUGUAAACUGGGAAUACAAUGUUUCUACGUUUGGUGCACCUUUGUGUCAUUUUGACUCUGUGCAGUGUGAGCUCUGGCUUCAGCUGCCGAUGGAUCAAUCUUAGAUUCAAGCAGCACCAUGCGACAUGUUUAGCACUGCUUAGAGAAAUGGGAGAGGAAAUCAGCGUCAAUGCCUCCAUCCCGGAUAACUGGCAUCAUUGGUUCUUUAACCAAAGCUAUUCUCAGCCAGAGAAACAGAUCUGGUUCAUCGUUCAGACUCUGGAUGAGGUCUCUCGUUUAUUGGAAGAUUCAGACUCUGUCUCCUGGAACAAGGACAAGCUGGAAACUUUCUUACAUAUGCUGGAUCUGCAGGCCAACGGACUAAGCUCAUGUCUUGAGCACAAAAUGAAAAAGAACAAAAGAUUGCCCUUAUACUUCAAACAACUAAGAGAUCUCACCAAGAACGACAAGCAGGAGAAGAACGAGGCAUGGGAGUGGAUCAGAAAAGAGCUGCUUCAACUCUUCGGGCUGUUGGACUUUUUCCCUGCUGUCUCUGUGAAUCGUGCUGAAAAUGACAACUAAUAAUCAGUUGAAAUCUUGCAGUGGUGACCAGUAGAUUGUGAGUUCAAAUCGCAGAACCACCAUAGAAAAGCUGUUGGCUGUUGUGAAAGACUCUUAAAGACUUCAAGUUAUAUUAAUUAUUCAGUUUUGCUCUAUUCAUAGUAUGCAAAAUUAGCAGUGUAUUUCUGUUUCAUCCCACAUUUUCAACUGUUACAUGAUGUUUACUCAUGGUAUUUAUUUAAUUUUAAUGAAAUCUGUUAUUUAAAAAUGUAUCUGUCUGUUAAAUGAUAAAACUGUGAUUAUGGCUUAACUUUUUUGGGAUUUAUAUUUUUUAAAAGUAUGUAUGUAUUGUAUGUAUGUAUGUAUGUUUUUAUUUAUUAUUUGUUUUUAUAUUAUGUAUGUCGUUAUUCAUGCAUUAUGCAGCUGGACUGUGAAAAUUUUUGAAAUUUUUGAAGAU